GUACACACUGAGAUUAACGGGCUGUCGUUCAACGAUACGGGCACCAUGCUGGCUGCGGGUGACGACUCGGGCGACGUGAGGAUCGUGGAGGUGCAGAACGGGAAAGUUGUCCGCACGCUGCGCAGACACACAAACAUCUGCUCAUCUGUCGCCUUCCGACCGCAAAGACCGCAAAGCCUGGUGUCUGCUGGACUCGACAUGCAGGUGCUGCUGUGGAACCUGCAGAAGACUCGGCCGCUGUGGGCAGUGGACCUGCAGGACUCCCAUGAGCAGGCGGAACAGGCGGGUCGUCCCGGUCAGCUGUUCAACCCCCCGCUGGCCCCAUCCGCCUCCUCCUGUGGGGAUCUGCUGGCCUGCGCUGCCGAGGACGGCCGUCUGCACCUGCUGCGCGUGGGCACAGGGUCUCAUCUGGACCACCAGGGGGCGCUACAGGGCCACAGCCAGGGCGCCUCGCAGGCCCACUUCGUCCACUUCCUGCCGCACCCCUACUGGCUGCUCUCCGCCGGCAACGACGGCCUGGUGGCCCUGUGGGACGUCAGCGCUCACGCGCGCCCCCCGGAGGCCAAGGCCAGCAACAGCAGCCGACCGCCAGCCAGCCGCAGGAAAGCCAGAAUCAGGCCGAAGGGCCGACGCCCACCAGCCACAGCCACGCCCCUGGGGGAGGAGCAUGCAGGAGGCCCACAGAGUGCAGCCGCGGGGGAGGGUGUGUGUGAGGGGGCCGAGGCGGGUGUGUGUGGGGCAGGCCCAGGGACACAGGAGAGUACCGGACCCGCUCUCAGCUUCACACACACGGACAAAGUGAACUGGGUCUGCCCCGCCCUGCUCCAGGGCACACCCAGCGUGGUGGUGGCCGACCAGAGCGCCGAUCUAUACGUGUACCCCCUGACCCUCUAGUGCUGCCCCCUACUGGCCGACCAGAGCGCCGAUCUAUACGUGUACCCCCUGACCCUCUAGUGCUGCCCCCUACUGGCCGACCAGAGGGCCGAUCUAUACGUGUACCCCCUGACCCUCUAGUGCUGCCCCCUACUGGCCGAUCAGAGCGCUGAUUUAUACGUGUACCCCCUGACCGCGCUCUAGAGUGUGUGUUUAUUAGUGAAAGGUAAUAAACUGUGGGCUGCAACAUUCACAAAGUAUUUCUAACAGAAAGAGAGGUGAUGAGUCUGUGUGUGUGUGUGUUUGUCUGUGUGUGUGUGUGUUUGUAUGUAUGUGUGUGUGUGAUGGUGAUGAUGAUGAUGAUGGUGAUGACCUGAUAUGUGUGUGUGUGUGUGAUGGUGAUGAUGAUGGUGGUGAUGACCUGACGUGUGUGU
Molecule: messenger RNA, 1307 nt
Organism: Alosa sapidissima (American shad)
Lineage: Eukaryota; Metazoa; Chordata; Actinopteri; Clupeiformes; Clupeidae
Product: WD repeat-containing protein 53-like
Exons: 3
Molecular function (GO): protein binding
Source: RefSeq, a predicted model, not a curated record